CGGAUUGACAAGCUACUUUUGCAGUACUCGGAGCAUUGAGUUACCUUUAGAGAGGACGUUUUAUAAUUGGGCAAUUUAUUCAGAGUUUCAGUUAAACAAACACCAAUUUUCCUAGGUAAUUAUAUUCUUUAUUGCAGUAGUUUAAUGGGGACACGCCUAGUCUAUACGAAUACAUAGAAAUAAUGUCCAUAAGUCGGAGACUCUGUAUGCCUCGCAUGCUGCUGUAUUUGUGUAUGCUCUAACACACCACGUCAAACAGCCAAGUGAAUGAAUCCCCUGUAAGGAAAUGUGAGUGAUCAAACACCAGCUACCCGGCGUGUACCCGACACUUGACAUAGGUGCUAGGGCACGAUGACAAUGACGUCAAUGCAUACACAUCCAGGUGGAUCUCAGCAGCAACACCCAUUUUGACCGGCCGAACUGUCCGGCUCCAUCUACUUCAGACGGAUUACACGUCACCCGCUGCUGACACUGGAUAUGGUCGGUCAUCUCUAACAAUGAAGAGCAGUCGCAGGUCUCAUGGGGACGAUGAGAUGACAUUGACGUUGACUGGCGACGCCGACGGCUUAGAAGUUCAGGGAAGUGCAGCGUCGGUCCACCCCGCUUUUGCCCGGGAGAGCAAGGCUGAGUACACCCCACGGUGGAGACCCACCCCAAGGAAAGAAGCUGAUGACUUUGAAAGGGAGAUGUUGGAUCAGUCAGCUGCAGAACUCAAAUCUACAGUGGAGGAGCUGGAAAAAAGAUUUGAUGCCAUCGAGAAUGAAGGUAAUGAGUGGAAGACACGGUUCGAGACCCAGCAGGAGAUGAAUCAGCAGCUGGAGAGGCAGAUCCUCAUCUUCCAGAACAAGGUGGAGGAGGCACGUAAAAAUGUCCGGGAAGCAAACAAGUCUCCACGAGAUAAUCGCAGCUUUGAUGACAUGGAGGCCAGUCCACAGAUGAUCAAGAAUCUGGAGAAGGAGAAGCAGAGUCUGUACAACCAACUACGUGAUCUUGAGUGGAGGCUUGACCAGGAGUCCAAGGCAUAUCACAAGGCCAAUGAUGAGAGGAAGCAGCAUGUCCUGGAGAUCAAUGCUACUAAAGGUCACUUGGAAGACGUGCGGAUCAGGCAGAAGAUGGCGCUUCUGGAUGGCAGUACCACAGCAAGAACAGCUAGAGAUUCAGGAGGGAAUAUUCCUGAUGAUCAACGAGUGCUUGACCCGAAGCGUGGACCAAUCAAGAAAACAGCAGGGGUGAAGAACCUCCCCAGUCUGGAGAUGGUGUGAUGAAGGGAGACAACCCUGGCAUGACCCAUGGAAGCAUGGCACACAUGGAACCCAUGCAACUUCUCACACAGACUGUAAACAAAAAGCUACCUGUGAUAACUAAUUUAUUAUCUUGUAGUCGCCAUCUCAGUACAUACAGUGCAUUAUCCUGGUGUACUGAGAUUGUGUAGACAUAUUUCUGUCAUCAGUGUGAGGUAGGACACUUGUCAGGUGUGGAGACAAUGCCAGCAGCCUCGGAUCACCUUUACUCUAUAGUUUUACUCUAUGGUUCAUGAUUUUGAUAACAUUUGAUCCAGCCAUGAAACAACCUUGUGUCUUACAAUUGUGUAGAAUAACCUCUGAUGUCCACGAGAAAUAUCACAUGACACAGGGACUAUUAUCACAGGAACAUAACAAAUGACACAUUGACUAUGUAUAGACACUUUACAGACAGACACACAGCUCUAUAUGUAGACACUCUGUCUUUAUUUAUAGCGACCCUGACUUUAUAUGUAGACACACUGUUUUAUAUAAAGACACUCCAAACUUUA
Messenger RNA from Haliotis rubra (blacklip abalone), 1792 nucleotides. RefSeq names its product coiled-coil domain-containing protein 169-like. Lineage: Eukaryota; Metazoa; Mollusca; Gastropoda; Lepetellida; Haliotidae. Bases 498 to 1262 code for a protein of 254 amino acids. The transcript has 7 exons. The record is from RefSeq and is a predicted model, not a curated record.